Molecule: messenger RNA, 2973 nt
Organism: Neopsephotus bourkii (Bourke's parrot)
Lineage: Eukaryota; Metazoa; Chordata; Aves; Psittaciformes; Psittacidae
Gene: LOXL4
Product: lysyl oxidase like 4
Exons: 15
Coding region: 223-2502 (759 amino acids)
Biological process (GO): peptidyl-lysine oxidation
Cellular component (GO): membrane
Molecular function (GO): protein-lysine 6-oxidase activity; copper ion binding; DNA ligase activity
Source: RefSeq, a predicted model, not a curated record
GCUGGGCUGCAGGCACCGUGCGGGGGGGCCGGGGCCGGCCUGGGCAGCGUGGGCUCCCCCGGUGCGUCCCACCCCGCCGCACCAUAAAAGCGGCGGCAGGCGGUGCUCGGCAGCAGGAGCUGUUGGAAGCCGGCGGAGCUUCCCCUCAGCAUCGCCUGCCCCACGCUGCUGCCCGACCCGCACCGGCAGCCCCGGCCACGGCAUCCCAUCCCCAGAAGCACGAUGGUGAUGCCAGCUAGCGCCAGCCUCCUCCUGCUGGUGCUGGUGCUGCUGCUGUGCUGGGUGGCCCCCAGCAAGCAGGAGCCAGCGCCGGUGCAGCUGCGGCUGGCGGGGCCCCGAGGCCCGGCCGGGGAGGGACGGCUGGAGGUGCUGUACCAGGGGCGCUGGGGCACCGUCUGCGACGAUGGCUUUGACUUCCAUGUGGCCACCGUCGCCUGCCGGCAGCUGGGCUACACCGCGGCCAUCACCUGGACCCAUAGUGCCACCUACGGCCAAGGGGAAGGCCCCAUCUGGCUGGACAAUGUGCGGUGUGGGGGUAGCGAGAGCUCCCUGGCAGAGUGUGUUCACAACGGGUGGGGCACCAGCGACUGCCACCACGGUGAGGAUGCCGGCGUGGUGUGCUCGGGACAGCGCGGGCCCAGCGGCUCCCCCCAGGCCAUCUCCUCUGGUCACCUGGGAGAGCAGGUGCGAGGGCUGAGCCUGGAGGAGGUGCAGCUCAAGCCCAUCCUGGCGCGGGCCAAGCUGAGCAUGCCGGUGACGGAGGGUGCCGUGGAGGUGAAGCACAACGGGCGCUGGAGGCAGGUGUGCGAUGCUGGAUGGACCAGGAACAACAGCCGUGUGGUCUGCGGGAUGCUGGGCUUCCCCCGGGAGAAGCACCUCGACACCAGCUUCUACCGGAAGCUCUGGAACAAGAAGCUGAAGGACCCCAAGUCCCGCCUGAAGACCCUCAGCCAGAAAAACAGCUUCUGGGUGCACAGGGUGCGAUGCCGGGGCACGGAGCCCCAUCUGUCCCGCUGCCCCACGGAGGUGUCCCCGCCAGCCCCCCACCAGCACGCCUGUCCCCACGGCAUGCAUGCCAUCGUCAGCUGCCUGCCCGGCCCUGCCUUCCGGAAGGGCACAGACAAGGGCAGGAGCAAGACUCCCCCAGGAAAGGUGCUGCCGGUGCGGCUGCGAGCAGGCACCCACGCCGGCGAGGGACGGGUGGAGGUGCUGCGCCAUGGGCAGUGGGGCACUGUGUGUGACAAGCAGUGGGACCUGGCCGCGGCCAGCGUGGUGUGCCGGCAGCUGGGCUACGGGACGGCAAAGCAGGCCCUGCUGGGAGCCCAGAUGGGCCAAGGCCUGGGGCCCAUCCACAUGAGCGAGGUACGGUGCACUGGCCAUGAGCGCUCCCUGGGCGAGUGCCGCUUCCAGGAUGCUGAACAGAGCGGGUGUCGGCAUGAGGCUGAUGCUGCCGUCCGCUGCCACGUCCCCAACACGGACUUCAAGAGCCAGGUUCGUCUGGCCGGGGGCCGCAGCCCCGAUGAGGGAGUUGUGGAAGUGCUGGUGCCGGUGCAGGGGCAGCUGCAGUGGGGCGCAGUGUGCGGUGCACAGUGGGGGCUCAACGAGGCCAUGGUGGUCUGCAGGCAGCUGGGGCUGGGCUUUGCCAGCCAUGCCCUCCAGGAGACGUGGUAUUGGGCAGGCAGCCCCGAUGCCAGCCGGGUGGUGAUGAGCGGGGUGCGCUGUGCCGGCACCGAGCUGGCCCUCCAGCAGUGCCAGCGCCAUGGCCCCAUCCACUGCCCCAGCGGCGGCGGGCGCUUCUCAGCGGGGGUCACCUGCACUGCCCACGCCCCGGACCUGGUGAUGAACGCCCAGCUCGUGCAGGAGACAGCCUACCUGGAGGACCGGCCACUGGAGCUGCUGUACUGUGCCCAUGAGGAGCGCUGCCUCUCCCGCUCCGCCGACCACAUGCAGUGGCCCUACGGCCAUCGCCGCCUCCUCCGCUUCUCCUCCCAGAUCCACAACCUGGGCAGAGCCGAUUUCCGACCCAAGAUGGGACGCCACGCCUGGACCUGGCACCAGUGCCACCGGCAUUUCCACAGCAUCGAGGUCUUCACCCACUAUGACCUUCUGACACUCAAUGGUUCCAAGGUGGCUGAAGGGCACAAGGCCAGCUUUUGCCUGGAGGACACCAACUGCCCCGAGGGGCUGCAGAGACGCUUUGCCUGCGCCAACUUUGGGGAGCAGGGGGUGAGCGUGGGGUGCUGGGACACCUACCGCCACGACAUCGACUGCCAGUGGAUCGACAUCACCGAUGUGCCACCUGGCAGCUACACCUUCCAGGUGGUUGUGAACCCUAAGCACGAGGUGGCAGAGUCGGACUUCUCCAACAAUGUGAUGCGGUGCCAGUGCAAGUACGAUGGGCAGCGUGUCUGGAUGCACGGCUGCCACACAAGUGAUGCCUACGGUGCUGAUGUCGUGAAUGACCUGGAGCGACGGGAGCGCCUGGCCAACAACCUGGUGUAACCCCAUGGCAUUGGCACGCUCCCAGCAGUGUCGCAGGGCUGCCCAGCUCCCACACCCCAGCCCCUGUGCCCUGGCAGCACCAACACUGAGCUCAGGGACUCGAAGACUUUUGUAUUUAUUGAUGCUGCUGCAGCGGAUGGAGACAAGCACCAGGGCCGGUGGGGAGUGCCCGGGGGGGGUGCUCAGCCCCGCACCAUCAGGACCUGCAAGAGGGGCCCAGGUACCACAGCAGCGCCCACCUUGGUGGCUCCGGUCCCCCCCCCCAGGAUGACUACCUCAGCCUGCUGCCUCGGGACAGGCCCUGGCCACUGCCACCUGUGCACCAGUCCUGUCCUCAAUAAAGGUGCUGUGCUAUGGGAGAUGGGGUAUCCCCUUAUCAACCCCAGCAGCCCCUGCUCCUUCCUCUGCGCUAUUCCCCACCAGGACCAUGAAGCCAGUCCCCAACCAGGAUCAGCCCUGGUCCAGGUGAUG